GAAAGAGAUGUUUCAGGUCCAGGUUCAGGUUCGCCGCGUAUGUACUUGUCCUAUAAAUACCUGCAUUUAGGUGUUUGAAUUGUCAUAAAAAUCAAUUAGACACAUACUAGCUAAUAAUCUGGUUGGUUUGGGUUUGAUCAACAGAAUUGCUUAAUUUAAGCAGUGGAUAUAUAUAUAUAGAAAGAGUAUUAAGUAUGAAUGCAUUGGCUGCAACCAACCGAAACUUCAAGUUGGCAGCUCGGCUUUUAGGAUUGGACUCGAAGCUCCAAAAGAGUUUACUCAUCCCUUUCAGAGAAAUCAAGGUGGAGUGUACCAUACCAAAAGAUGAUGGUACCUUGGCAUCGUUCGUAGGAUUCAGGGUUCAACACGAUAAUGCUCGAGGCCCAAUGAAAGGAGGAAUUAGAUACCAUCCAGAGGUUGAGCCAGACGAAGUAAAUGCAUUGGCACAACUAAUGACUUGGAAGACAGCAGUGGCAAACAUCCCUUAUGGGGGAGCAAAAGGUGGAAUCGGGUGCUCCCCUUCGGAUUUGACCGUCUCCGAACUUGAGAGGCUAACCCGAGUGUUUACCCAAAAGAUACACGAUCUCAUCGGUGUCCACACUGAUGUUCCUGCACCAGAUAUGGGCACUGGCCCACAGACGAUGGCUUGGAUACUAGACGAGUACUCAAAGUUUCAUGGCUAUUCACCUGCUGUAGUAACUGGAAAGCCAAUUGCUCUUGGUGGAUCCCUUGGCAGAGAUGCAGCUACUGGAAGGGGUGUACUUUUCGCAACGCAAGCACUGCUUAAUGAGUUUGGAAAGAGCAUUGCAGGACAACGAUUUGUCGUGCAGGGAUUCGGAAAUGUCGGAUCUUGGGCUGCUCGUCUAAUAAGGGAAGAAGGUGGGAUAAUAGUUGCAGUGAGUGACAUAACAGGAGCUAUAAAGAACAGUAAUGGUAUAGAUAUCCCAAGCCUGAUCCAACACGUGAAAAAAACUCGUGGAGUGAAGGGGUUUGAAGGUGCGGACAAUAUAGAUCAAGAUUCAAUAUUGGUUGAGGAUUGUGAUGUUCUCAUCCCUGCAGCCCUUGGAGGAGUCAUCAACAGAGAUAAUGCAAAGGACAUUAAAGCAAAAUUCAUAAUUGAAGCAGCUAAUCAUCCUACUGACCCAGAGGCUGAUGAGAUAUUGUCAAAGAAGGGAGUGGUUGUUCUUCCAGACAUCUAUGCAAAUUCAGGAGGAGUUACCGUGAGUUACUUUGAAUGGGUUCAGAACAUACAAGGGUUCAUGUGGGAUGAGGAAAAAGUGAAUGAGGAGCUGAAGAGAUAUAUGACAAAGGGAUUUAAAGAUGUAAAAGAGAUGUGUCGUACAGUGACAGUCAAAGGCAGCAAUAGCUCAUGUGAUCUGAGAAUGGGAGCCUUGUGCUUGGGCGUUAAUCGUGUCGCCACAGCUACUAUUCUCCGAGGAUGGGAAGCAUAAUCAUAAUCACAAUCAUAACAAUAAUCAGCAAUAGCUUAAUCCUCCGACUAGGAUUAGGAUUAAUAAGCUAUUGGUAUUUGCACCGACAAUAUUUUAUAUAUUAUCUAUCUUUUUCGGCUUUUGCUUCAAUGUGUGUUAAUGUCUCGAAUAAUGUGAUCCGUGUACUGUUAUGAAUACGACACGUAUUAAUGCAAUGUACUUUAUCAAAAUAUUUUCUGCUUGAUUUAUUAAUAAUAUAUCUCCCAACUUUGUUUGUCUUCGUCCCUCCCUAUAUAUUAAUUCAAAACACGUUAGAGUCUAAAUAACACUCUCAUGCUUCGUAUGUUGACAUGACGAAAAAUUUAUUAUGUUUCGUAAUGUUGUUUAUAAAUUACUUUUUGCACUGUAUAUUCUUUUUUUUUUCAUCAAUUUGUCUAUUAAAAUUUUUAAAUAAAAAUUUUGUUUUAGCAAUAACUUUUAUUAUAUAUUUC
This is a messenger RNA of Striga asiatica, 1921 nucleotides long. Lineage: Eukaryota; Viridiplantae; Streptophyta; Magnoliopsida; Lamiales; Orobanchaceae. The record is from the annotation of a GenBank genome assembly.